CAAAAUGUUCUCAGAGCAGCAUCCAGCAGAAAAUAUGCCUCAGAAGCAAUUAAAGGUGCCGUUAUUGGAAUUGAUUUGGGUACAACAAACUCCUGUGUGGCAGUUAUGGAAGGAAAACAAGCAAAAGUACUAGAAAACUCCGAAGGCGCCAGGACAACCCCUUCGGUUGUUGCAUUUACAGCUGACGGCGAGCGCUUGGUUGGCAUGCCAGCAAAGCGGCAGGCAGUAACUAACCCCCACAACACCUUCUAUGCUACCAAGCGUCUCAUCGGGCGGCGCUUCGAUGACUCUGAAGUGAAAAAGGAUAUUAAGAACGUUCCAUUUAAAAUUGUCCGUGCCUCCAACGGUGACGCCUGGGUAGAGGCUCAUGGGAAACUCUAUUCACCAAGCCAGAUUGGUGCCUUCGUACUAAUGAAGAUGAAGGAAACAGCAGAAAAUUACCUGGGACAUUCAGCAAAGAAUGCUGUGAUCACGGUCCCUGCUUACUUCAAUGAUUCUCAGAGACAGGCUACAAAAGAUGCUGGGCAGAUUGCUGGCUUGAAUGUUUUGAGGGUGAUUAAUGAACCAACAGCAGCUGCGCUUGCCUAUGGUCUGGACAAAUCUGAAGACAAAGUUAUUGCAGUCUACGAUUUGGGUGGUGGCACUUUUGACAUUUCCAUUUUGGAAAUCCAGAAGGGAGUUUUUGAGGUGAAGUCCACCAAUGGUGACACUUUCUUAGGUGGAGAAGAUUUUGACCAAGCUUUGCUACAGUAUAUUGUGAAAGAGUUCAAGAGAGAGAUGGGUGUUGACCUGACUAAAGACAACAUGGCCCUUCAGAGGGUGAGAGAAGCAUCAGAAAAAGCAAAGUGUGAGCUUUCAUCAUCUGUGCAGACUGACAUUAACUUGCCAUACCUUACUAUGGAUGCCUCUGGACCAAAGCACUUGAACAUGAAGCUGAGUCGCUCACAAUUUGAGGGCAUUGUAGCUGAUUUGAUCAAAAGGACGGUAGCACCGUGCCAGAAAGCCAUGCAGGAUGCUGAAGUCAGCAAGAGUGACAUCGGUGAAGUCAUCCUCGUCGGUGGCAUGACUAGAAUGCCAAAGGUGCAGCAGACUGUACAGGAUUUGUUUGGCCGUGCUCCUAGCAAAGCAGUUAAUCCUGAUGAAGCUGUCGCUAUUGGUGCCGCUAUUCAAGGUGGUGUGUUAGCUGGUGAUGUUACUGAUGUGCUGCUGCUGGAUGUAACUCCCCUCUCCCUGGGGAUUGAGACACUGGGAGGUGUCUUCACAAAGCUCAUCAACAGGAAUACUACCAUACCAACUAAGAAGAGCCAGGUGUUUUCUACAGCUGCUGAUGGACAAACUCAAGUGGAGAUUAAAGUAUGCCAGGGGGAGAGAGAAAUGGCUAGUGACAACAAACUUCUUGGCCAGUUCACAUUGGUAUCGCCACGUGGAGUGCCCCAGAUUGAGGUCACUUUUGACAUUGAUGCUAAUGGUAUUGUUCAUGUGUCUGCCAAGGAUAAAGGCACUGGACGUGAACAGCAAA
Molecule: messenger RNA, 1519 nt
Organism: Mesitornis unicolor (brown roatelo)
Lineage: Eukaryota; Metazoa; Chordata; Aves; Mesitornithiformes; Mesitornithidae
Gene: HSPA9
Product: heat shock 70kDa protein 9 (mortalin)
Exons: 12
Biological process (GO): cellular response to unfolded protein; protein refolding
Cellular component (GO): mitochondrion; cytoplasm
Molecular function (GO): heat shock protein binding; ATP hydrolysis activity; ATP binding
Source: RefSeq, a predicted model, not a curated record